Molecule: messenger RNA, 252 nt
Organism: Aspergillus eucalypticola CBS 122712
Lineage: Eukaryota; Fungi; Ascomycota; Eurotiomycetes; Eurotiales; Aspergillaceae
Exons: 4
Coding region: 1-252 (83 amino acids)
Source: RefSeq, a predicted model, not a curated record
AUGCAGUUCCUCCUCCUCGCUGCAACUUUGAGUCUCGGUGCAAGAGCUCUGGCUUCCCCUGCACCGGUUUCUAACAGUAUGGAGUCGCGGGCUUAUCAUUGGCAUGGUUGUGGCGCCGGUAUUGAGUGCCAUUCUGCCAGUGACUGUUGGGCGUCCGAGGAUUGCGUGCAGACUGCCCUCGGCAGCACCGCCAAUAUCCACUGUGGACAAGAUGGUUACCCCACGGCUUGCUGGGCGGAUUGGACCGAUUAG